Molecule: messenger RNA, 563 nt
Organism: Saccostrea cuccullata (small rock oyster)
Lineage: Eukaryota; Metazoa; Mollusca; Bivalvia; Ostreida; Ostreidae
Exons: 5
Coding region: 20-382 (120 amino acids)
Source: RefSeq, a predicted model, not a curated record
CCAAACAUACUGAUUAACAAUGGCACAAAAAGUUCCCAGCCAAAGUAGUGGUGGUGGCGGGGGGCACCACGGUGGCGGCGGUGGUGGCGGUGGUGGUGGUGGGGGCGGACACAAAGGUGGCGGCGGCGGACACAGUAAAGGACACGGCGGCGGUGGUGGCGGCGGCCAUUCCCCUAUACCACCCAGUCCACCAUCUAGUGACGGCGGCGGAGGUGGGGGAGGUUUUCCUGAUAUUACACCACCGUCAACACCUACAGGUAAAGGAGGAGGUGGAGGAGGAGGUCAUGGUAAAGGAGGAGGAGGAGGUCAUGGUAAAGGAGGCGGAGGAGGGGGUCAUGCUAAAGGAGGAGGAGGUCAUGCUAAAGGAGGAGGAGGAAAAUAGAAAUAGAAGUUUUCGGGUUCACGGUAUUAAACUUUAUGGACGUUUUACUGUCAUGUACUCUAAUUAUGUGUUUCCAACAAAAAUGUUUUACAGAAUAGUGUAAAAUGUUAUGUUUUAUAUCAAAAUACACGUCACAUUUAAAUCACUAACUGAUAUGUUAAUAAAGUAUAUAUAAAUUUAA